This is a messenger RNA of Penicillium brevicompactum, 3369 nucleotides long. RefSeq names its product SAPS family protein. The coding region runs from base 1 to 3369 and encodes 1122 amino acids. Lineage: Eukaryota; Fungi; Ascomycota; Eurotiomycetes; Eurotiales; Aspergillaceae. Gene Ontology annotation, molecular function: protein phosphatase binding; protein phosphatase regulator activity. Gene Ontology annotation, cellular component: cytosol; nucleus. The transcript is spliced from 3 exons. The record is from RefSeq and is a predicted model, not a curated record.
AUGUUUUGGCGCUUUGGAGGAUAUGCGAGUGUCUCCACCAUCGAUACCCUGCUCGACAAACCCGAUGUCACCCUUGAAGAACUUUUGGACGAGCCAGAAAUCGUUCAAGAGCUGAAACAGCUUAAUACAAAACUCAUUGAAUAUCUGCGCGAGGAUCAUGUCUUGAAACGGCUUAUGGACUACGUGAUUGCGCCAAGCUUAAUCAAUGAUGAUGAUGAGAAUGACGAAGAUGAUUCGAACACGAAAGAUGACUCCACCAAAGACAAGGAUGAUGAGGCCUCCACGGAGCAAACAGAAUCAAAGGAAGAGAAGGAGACCGACCCGUUGAAGGAUAUCCUCGACCCGGAAGACCUGGAAAAGGUAGAGAAGUCUCGGUUGAAACAUUCUUACAUCGCUUGUGAGGUCCUUUCUUCUGAGACAUGGUCCAUUCUCGAAUCAAUGAUGGCCAAUCCCUCGUACAUGCGCGACUUCUGGGGCUUCCUGCGACGGUCUCCGCCUCUUGAUUCCUUGCAGGCAAGCUACUUUACAAAAGUCAACGAGACGCUGCUCGAUAAAAAGACCGAGGAGAUGCUGGAGUUCUUGAAGUCCCUCGAUGGAAUUGUCGACGCGCUCUUGCAGCACGUUGAUAAUCCAAUGGUUAUGGACCUUCUCCUGAAGAUUAUUAGCCUGGAGAAAGCAGAGGGUGGUCAGGGUACCGUCGACUGGCUCAAGUCCCAGAACCUCAUUCCCACACUACUGUCCUUCUUGUCACCGGACCGACCGGCUUCAGUCCAAACCUCCGCAGGUGACUUCCUCAAGGCCAUCAUCACUAUUUCCGCAAACGCAAGCCCCAACGACCAGUCAUGCAUUGGACCCAACAGCCUCACGCGCCAGCUUGUGUCCGCCCAGUGUGUUCAGCAACUCAUUGAUGCUAUGCUCCAGGGCGGCAAUCCGUUGACCGUGGGUGUAGGAAUCGUCAUCGAGGUGAUUCGCAAGAACAAUUCUGACUAUGAUCCCGAAACCAUUGGUGGACCUGACACCAUGUUAACCACGUACGACCCAAUUUAUCUUGGAACGCUUCUGCGUCUCUUCGCCAAACAUAUUCCGCAAUUUAUGGCUCUCAUCCAAAGUUCUCAACAUACCAUCCAUGACGGAACCAGAUUGAAGACCGUCGAGAGAGGCAAGCUAAGCUCUGCCUGGGGCGGCCAAAUUGAGCCACUUGGCUUUGAUCGUUUCAAGACCUGUGAACUAAUGGCAGAGUUACUACACUGCAGUAACAUGGGACUUUUGAACGAACCGGGCAGCGACGAGUAUGUGAAGCAGAGAGAUGAGGAGCGUGAGAGGUUGAUCCGAGAAGGAGUUUUUGAUCCUCAUCACGACGAGCGCUCCGGUGUUGAUUACAAUGACACCACAGUCGAUUUCACCAAUGAAUCGGCCCUGGGCUCUGGCUCUCCGGAAGAUAUUAAAAUUACAGAAGCACCACGCGUCGGUGAAGAAGAAGGCUUUGAGGAUGUUGGUGCAUCUGGUGUUUUGGUUGGUGGGCAAAACAGUGCUGAUAAGCAGACCGACGCAAACUCGCAACCAUCUGAAACAGUCGUCGAGCUUCCUUCGACCACCAACACAGAGCCGAAAUCUGGAGAUCAGCCAGCCGUGCCUGAAAGUACGAGCGAAUCUACUCUGCCAUCAUCGCCAAGCAUUGGGCUUGAUGAUCAGGUUGAUAAACUGAAGCUCGAGAAUGACUCACAGAGUGAGAAAAAGGCCGAUGAUAAGGACAGCCAACAGUCUGAGUCGUCAGCACCUGAAGAUGUUCCAGCCCCUCUCUUCUCGAAGGAUGCCGCCCCAGAGAACACAUCAGACGCGGUUGAUCAACCAGCGGAGCGUUCUACCACCGAUGAACAGACAGAAGAAGCAAGCAUCAUGAACGACGGCGGAGAUGAGGACUCAGUCGAGCAAUACAUUCAAAUUGACACUGAUGGAAAGCCCGUUGUCGGUGACUACUUGAAGAUCCAGUUUGUUGAACACAAGGUGGUUCCGACAAUCUUGGGCUUCUUUUUCCGAUUCCCGUGGAACAAUUUCCUCCACAACGUUGUUUAUGAUGUGAUUCAACAAGUCUUCAACGGGCCCAUGGAGCGUGGCUACAAUCGUGCCCUUGCAGUCAAUGUAUUUGACACAGGGCGCAUCACAACUGCGAUUGUUGAAGGCCAGAAGCGCAGUGAUGAAGCGCAGAAGACCAAGCAAAUUCGCCUCGGUUACAUGGGUCACCUCACACUCGUCGCAGAAGAAGUCGUCAAGUUCAGCGAGCGCCACCCGCCAGAGCUGCUUUCUCGGUCGGUUAUGGAAAGCGUACUCAAUCCAGAUUGGAUUGAGUAUGUUGAACAGAUCUUGUCCGAGACUCGUGAGCGAGACAAUGCCAUUCUUGGCGGCGUCCGCCCGGAUAUGUCCGUUGGGUCUCGGCAGACCAGCCUAAACAACACCGGCUCUGGACAGGGAUUUUCUAACUCCAACGCUUUAGCAGAUGCAGGCUUGAACGGAGGAAUUGGUGGCUCUACUUUCCAGAGCUUUGACCUCAACCAAGGAAGUGUGUCUGGUGGAGCAUUCGGAGGAGGUGGAACAUCCCUCUUGAGUGGCUUUGCAAGCUCGAGCGAUGAUGAAGAUGAAGAAAUGGAAGAUCAAGACGACCGGGAUGCUGGCAACACCGAUCAAACAAAUUCUGACGAUGUGUCAACAAGCUCGGCAAGCCAACCGAUCCCAAUUUUGCCCCCGCCCCCUGCCCCAUUGAGCCUAGGACCAUCCCGGGCACGACGACAGCUGGCAGCGCGUCUUGCUGCUCAAAAACAGCAAUCUUCCGAAAACACAGAGGGCCAGAAUGAGGAUAGAGAACAAAAUGAAGAUCGGGAGUCAGACUGGCCAAGCAACCCGUUCGUCAUUGCAGGUGUCGAUGAUGAUGCUGAAGGGGCCAACUCGGCUUUCCCCAACAGUGACUUUGGCUCCAACACCAAACACUCCCCUACCUUCCCAGAAUCCGGAUUCAGCCCCCCGGAUUCCCUUUCCACCAACUCAUCCGAUGAUGAAAACGACGGUCGUGCUGAGUCCGUCAGACGCCAGGUCCGUGUCCCCCUCGAAGUCGAGGAUGAAGACGACGACGAGAUGGGCGAGAUGGUGGGACCUAGCAGCAUUGGUAUGAUGGAUUCGGACGAUGAAGACGAAGCCAUCAUCAAUGAAUCCCUCGGUUACUCCAACCUCUCAGGUCCCGGCCGGUACAACAACUUCCGCCGGGCCCGGGCCGUCAGCUCCCAUUACGAAGAAGAGCAGAACGACAGCAGUGAUGGCGAGGAUGAUGGACUAGUAGAGAUCCUGGUUCCUGGUCGCAAAUCUUCGACCUCGAACUAA